Molecule: messenger RNA, 8785 nt
Organism: Paramecium octaurelia
Lineage: Eukaryota; Ciliophora; Oligohymenophorea; Peniculida; Parameciidae
Source: the annotation of a GenBank genome assembly
AUGAGAAUGUAGAAUAAUCUGGAGAUAGACCAAUUGAAUAAUAAUUAUUCUAUUUUCGUAUUUUUGACCUAAUCAAUAUUCAUGAGAAUAAUAAAAAUCUAAGAAUAGGGGAUUCUAAUAAUGAGCAAAAAUAUUUUGAAAUAUUAAUGGCCGAUUGUUUAUAUUAUGAUUUUUAACAUUUACAGGUAUUAAACCAAAACUGAAUAAAAAACAAUUAAAUUUUAAAAUAAUAUUAAUGUUACUUCUUCUUACUAUUACCCUAAUAUAGCUUGUGCCAACUGCGAGAAACCAGAUAAUCUCGUAAAAUAUAACUAAUAUUCUUAGAUAGUAAAUAGAGAUGGGAUGUAAAACAUCUCGAAAUGGAGUCUGUCAGGAAUUAUGUUCAUUGGGAUAAUUUAAUUGUGAAAACUAAUAGAUUUAAUGUGAGUAUGGAUAUUUCCUCUACUUAGGAAAUGCUUGUGUGCAAUGGUAAGAAAAGUUAGUUAUGUAGUCCUUAUUAAUAGGUCAUAGAUAGCUUCACCUUAUAUUGUAUGGAUUGUGUGGAGCAUCCUUAUACCUGGUCGAGCAAUAGAACUUGUUCAUAUGAAUACACAAUUGAAAGCGGAGAUUUUAUGAAGGGAACAUAUGUACGUAAAUCAAAGCAGUAUACUGAAUUAUAUUAUAUUGGUCCUUCAACUUCAAGUGGGGUUAAUUUGGAUUCAAUAACAAGAGAUGUAAAUGCAUACUGUAAUGUAUAUAGGUUCAAUACUAAUAUGAAACUUAUAUUUGUUCAGGUUGUAAGAGAUUUUGUAUUCCAGGAGUAAGUGAAAAUUGUAAUAGUAUUACUUCCCCUUAUGCUGAGGAUGGUGGGAUAAUGGGUAUAGAAUGUCUAUUAACCUAUGAAUUUAAAAAUCAGUUGUGUAUUAGUUGUCCACCAGAUUGCUUGAAAUGUUCAAAUGGGUAAUGCACCUAGUGUAAUGAUGGGUACAUGAUAUAGAAUGGUUAAUGUUAGAAAUGCGGUAAUGGCUGUUUAAAUUGCUUCAAUGUACAAUUACAGACAGUCUGCACAAAAUGUAAAGAAGGUAAGGUUGCUGCUUUGGAUUAAAGAAAUUGCGAAGAGUGUGGCAAUGAAUGUUAAAGAUGUGAAUAUGUAACCUAUGCUUCAAAUGCCCAGUAUCGUUAUCCAACAAGAACUAUGAUAAGGAUUUAGGAUAGAAUGAAAUAAAAUGAAUACAUUAAAAGAUGUAGACAAUGUUCAACGAAGAGUUUUGUAAGUCAUAAUGGAAUAGAUUGUGUCACAUGUCAAAUACCAAAAUGUGAUUUGUGUUAUUACAACAUAAGAGGAGGUGUAACAACUAUGGAUUAUGAUUUUGAACCUAGUAAAGGUAAUGAUCUGGUAUCAAAUUUAUUGUGUUUCAAAUGCAUUAGUGGCUACACUGUUAGUGCUGAUAAAUAAAGUUGUGUAGUUUCAGUGUUAGCUCCAGACUAAUGUGAUAGGAAAUAUGCAGAUACGACUUUAAAAUGUAGAUAGUGUGUGAAUAAUGUAAUUUUGAAUUAAUAAAGUAAUACUUGUUCUAGUUCGUGCACUUCCUAUAUAAGUCAAUGUUCUAGUUGUUUUUCUUAUAAGAGUUUGGAUUAAACCUAAUACACGGAUGGUACAGGUUAGAUAUUUAUAAGAACUGCCCAAACUCUCUAUUAAUGUAUUUAAUGCAGCAAUGGGUAUUACCCAAACAUCUUUACUGGCUUUUGCGAUCUAUGUCCAAAUAAUUGUUAAAAAUGUUGGCAAUACUCUUAGACCUAUAAUUUUACAGAUUACCUAUAUAAAAUGUAACCAAUUAGUAAUUCACUAAAGGAGACUUUCCUAAAUGAUAUUCCUAUCAAAGUUUAAUGUACAUCCUGUAAUUUUGGUUAUUAAUUAUAUGGGAACGAAUGCUUAGGUUGUAGUAGCAAUUGCUAAGUAGAGAAUCAGAUUGUGAGUGAUGACUCAAUUAAUAGUUGUAUUUUCAAAUCAACUUAUGCCUUUUGUGGUGAAUGUUAUGAUACCUUCAAUGAUAGAUCUUUAGUCUCAGAUAAAUCUGAAUGCAUCGAGUGCCCUUUGAAUUGUUUGGCAUGUAGAGAAAGAGAGACAUAUGAAAUAACAAACCUUUAUUUUAAUCCAGACAAUUCCAACUUAAUCCAAUAUGGGAGAUUAUGUUACAAAGCUCAGACUAUGACGAUGUCUAACCUUUAAAGUGUUUCAUAUAAUUCUUAUUUGAGUUUACCUAUUUUGUGUAUCUAUUAACAAGCAGAUUCAACAAACACCAAAAGAUGUCGUCAUACUGCUCAAAUUACUGUCCAUGUGUAUUGUAAUGAGGAUGAAUAUAAUUCUAUUUAUGAUACCCUGACCUCUACUUAAAAAUAAUAUCACUAUAACCUAAAUGAUUAUUAUUCAUUAGAUUUUGAGGAUAUUGCCUCCAUAGAGUUUUAAUAUUUAGAGACUUUUCAAUCAUACUAAAGCAUGAAUUAAGCAACAUUAGAAGAAUUGACUCUAGACAUAUUAUUUACUAAUUCUAUUGAUUAUAAAUGCACAUUUCAAAAGUCAACAUAGCUUAUAACAGAGUUCCAUAAAAAUGUUUAUGCAUUGAGUAAAUUCUAAGUUAAUAUUCAAAGUGCUCACAAUGAACCAAUUACAUUUUACAUCACAGACAAUUUCUACUUAUAAGAUUUCCCUUUUGUGAUGAUCAAGAACAUUAAUGUCUAUUCUAAUUUAUAGAAUGACUUUGGAUUAAUUAUAACCAACAAUAUCUCAUCAACAUACUUGUAAAUAUAAUAUUGUAAAUUGGGAUAUGAGUAAAAUAAAUAUAAGGAUUCGUAAAUAUUUACAUUGAAACUAGAGAACCUUAAAUAAUUAGAAUUAAAGGAUGUCUACUUUUAAAAUUUGUAACGUUCGGAUCAAAUUAAUUUUAAUCAACUAAAAAUCAAUAACUACGUAUUCGAAUUCACUAAUGUGUAUUUAAAAAGUAAUUAAUUUAUGAAUAAUGCAAUCUUUCCAUUAACACCUUAUAGCAUUGUAAACAUUAACAAUUUAGUAAUUCAAGAUUGUAUAUUCACUAAUUCAUCGUUGUUUAAUAACCAGCAAGAGUAUUAGUUAUUUGUUUCUAAGUUUUCAAUCAACCGAUUGAUUAUCAAAUAGACACAAUUUUAUUAAUCAUCAAGCAUUAUAAAAUCUAGUUACAUUUCCACAUUGUCAAUAAAUUAGUUAGAUAUAAUUGGAAAUAGAUUUAAUGAUACAGAAUUAUUUAAAUGUAACACUUAUUAAAUUUAGAAUGUUUACAUCUAUAUGAAUGUUUUUACUAACUAUUCACUAAUAUUUACAACUGCAGAUUAAGUUCCGGAUACCUAAUCUUUUUAUAACCAAAUCAAAAAUUAGGGAUUUUAAAUAUCGAAUCUUAAAUUUGUUGAAAAUACUUGUUACAACAUCAAUUGUCUUAUGCUCUUAUAAACACCAUACAACUCAGAGGAAAUAAAUUCAGAUUUAGCAAUGUAGAAUUUUUAUAUAUUUAACAACUACAUUGAAUUAUCAUUAAUACAAAGACAAUCGGUUUCCUCUGCCAUCAUCAGAGUUACUGAAAUUAAGCAAGUCAAACUAACUAAUAUUGUCAUUGAUACUCAAUUAUCCAUAACUGUGAUUUCACUCUAAGAUAUAGCUUCUUUGGAAGUAUCCAAAUUCUUAUGUGAUUUCUCAAACAACAUUAUUGGCAAGAAAGACACAAGUCCCCGUACUAAGAUUGAGAACAGCACAAUCAUCUAAUAUCCUUUUAAUAACAAAUUACCUGGCAAUACUACUUGUUCCUAUUAGAAAUAAUCAUUCGGUAGUUAUAGCUCAUAUUGUUUGGAUGUCGAGGAUUUCAUAUAUGGAGUGAAAAUAUCUGAUGCUUCUCUGAAGGGUCUUCUAGGAAUUGACAAUGGAUUUAUUUACAUUCAAUCAUAUGAGUCAUUGAUGAAACAAACUAGUAAUUUCAUUAGUUAAAGUGGCACUAAAAAUAUAUUGGAUUUUUAUUAUGGUUACACCAAUGAAGUCAUAAUCCUAGAAAACAUCAAUAUUUUUAAUACAUCUAUUGCAAUUUCAAAUCCAGUCACUAAUAUUGGAAGUAUCAUUAUUGAGUCUGAUUAAAUUUAAACCAUCUUAAUAGAUAAUGUCCAAUUGAUUGGCAAUCACCUACAUUAAUUAGUUGAGUCUAUCACUUUGAAAAUAUCAACUUGCUUUACAAUCUUGAGUCCAAAUAGCAUGAUAAGCAUCAAACAGUUAGUUGCUUAGAAUAAUAGAGCUACUUAAUCGCAAUAUGGCAUAAAUAUCAUAAAGAGCCAGUCAUUAAGAAUAUUUUCGUCUUUGUUUAACCAUACAAAUAUAAUGGAAUCAAAUUGGCUUGAUAGAUUCGAUGAAUAUUAAGUCAACAAUUAUUCUUAGUUCCUUGGCUAAUUCAACAUAGAGUCUGAGGGUUCAAAUAUAUAUAUCUAAUGUAAGAACUUAGAGCUAGACCAAACUUAAUUCAUGAAUGGCAAAUCUCUUAUGGGAACUGCCUUUUAUUUUCUAGGUCAGGACAUAGUAUCUAUUGACAUUAACAAUACAGAGUUUACAAACCUAUCGACAUCACUAGAAUAUGUUGAUUAGGCUUAUGGAGGAUCUUUAUACUUAAACUUAUAGAAAUCUAGUUAUGAGAUUAAAUUAAACAAGGUCACCAUGAAUCAUAGUGUAUCACGAAUAGCAGGUGGAUGCAUUUAUGUGUAAACAUCCAUAUAUGAAUAAAUUAUCUCCAUUUAAAAUAGUCAAUUUAUCGAAUGUUAAUCCCUAUAAAGUUCUUUAAUAGAUAUAUAGUUUUCUGUGUCUUCAUUAAUAUUGCCAGCCUUAAGUAUUAGGAAUACAAAUAUAAUGAAUAACAAUUUUGAAGGAUUUCUAAGAUAAUUAAGUGAUAUCAGUGUAGAAGAAGAGCAAUAAAUAAUAUCUGGGAUAAGUUUGAUAAAAUAGAAUUAUGGCAUAUUGGAAAUCCAAUAAAGUUAAUUUAUUGAAAUACAAAUCCAAGGAUUAAUGGAACUUAAAAAUAUGUUUAUGGUAAUCCUUCAAGAUUUAGUGGUUAAAGAUAUCACUGUAUUUAGUAAAUCUUUAAUAGAAAUUACCCACUACACAAAGUAAUCGACAGUAGAACUUUAGAAUGUUGUUAUUGAUAAUAUUACAGAAUAAAAAGUGUUGACAGAAGAAUAGUUUAUUUAUAAAUUCAGUAGUAGAUGCCAAUCAAUUUCUUCAAUGUUUGAACUAGCAAAUACUUAAACCUGUGCAGAAUAGGAGGAUUUAAGAUAGUUCUAUAAGGAUAUCUAUGAUUAUAGACAAAUAUCACAAACUAAGUUAGAUAAUAGUACUUUGUACAAUUAUUACGACUCCUUAUCAUACUCAGACAAAUAUGUUCUUAAUGAAAUUAAAUUAGAUACUUUUAGAGAAAUUAAAUCGUUUUAUUCAUCUAAUAAUGUAUACAUUAAAGACACUGUGAUAACACAAUAGGAUUUUAGUUUGUGUUAUUUUACAAAUCUAUAAUUCGCCUAUGAAAUCGAAAGCAUUCCUCAUUAUAUUAAAUUAAGCCAUAUUAAAUCAACUAACACAAUUAUGAUGAAUUCAGUUACAAUCAAAAAUUCUUUCUGUGAUAGAUGCAAAGAAGGGCUAAUUCUAAUUAAUAAUUAUGAUUAAUCUGCUCACACUACUACUAGUAUCUUUGAAUUGACUUGUUAAAAUAACAUAAUUGGAUACUUUGGCUGUUUGGUCAUAACAACUCAAACUAUCCCUUAAUUAAAUAUUACUUACAGUAAUAGAAUCCUGUAGAGUGCAAUUCCAACCUAAAAAUAUCACAUAUAUCUAUAAUAAAGUCUAUUUUAAAGUAAUUCUGCUUAAAUAGGGGCUGGUGUUUCAAUAAUUGGAGUGAGUGUAAAGAUAACAGAUAGCCAAUUUAUGGAUAACAAAGCAACUUUGAUUGGAGGAGGAAUGACCUUCGUUUAUGAUUCCGAAAGUAAAAAUAUCUUAGAUCAAUUUAACAACAAUUACAUCAAUAAUGAUGCCCAAUUAGGCAGUGCUAUUUACAUGAUGAAUAAUAAUCUUAACAAUCUUGAAAAUUCGCAGAUCUUCAUUCAUCAUAACAGCAAUACCUAGAUUGAGCAAAUGCCAGAAAGGUUGGGAUUGAUGAUGUUAGAAGGUUAAAUGAUGGACAUCUCCACAUUUCAAGAGAAUGAUGGAGACUUGAAUGAUGAUAAUAUCAUCGAUAACUCAAAUCUUUAAAUAAUUGAUAUUGUAAGUGUUCAGUCUAGCAGCAUACCUAACUUUAAGAGCAACUACUUAUUGCUUCCUUCCGGGUAAUAGAUAUCGUAAUACAAAUACUAUUAUGAGGUUACUUAAGAAUAAAUACCAUACAAUUGGGUAUUUAGAAUUUACAAUUUGGAUAAGAAUAAAAAUAUCAUAAAAUCAGUUUCAUCCACUGAAACUUGUACUGUUUCAGGUCGUCUGAUGGAUGAAUUAAAUCUGGAUUUCACUAAAUAAUUUCUGCUUAAUUUCACCUCCUAUUCGGCUACAUUUUUUGAUGAAUCCAACAACUCCUUUAAUUUUGACAACUUAUAAAUAUACUUCGACCCAUUCUUAUAAGAUAACUUAUUCCUAUAACUCAAAUGUAAUCCCUUUAUAAUAUACAUUAGUCUAAUGCUCCUCCAUCAAGAUCCCAAUAUAUAAUCAGCAGCCUCCUUAUAAUGUGCUCUCUUAUAAUAAAAACUACGCUCUGUAUCUGAAUCUGAAGACCAUUCCGUGCCAAAUUGGGGAAGCCUACCUAGAAUAAAAGUGUACCGCAUGUAGCUCAGCAAAUACUUAUUCUGUUCAAGAGAAUAGUGUUCAAUGUAAAGGCAUCAAUUCAAUUUAAAUGGACAUGGUUACUCCUGUUAGAAUUAAAUUGAAAGAAUAAUAUUGGAGGCCUUUUCCAAAAAAUGAUAAUAUUGAAGAAUGCUAUAACUUGAAAUCCAAUUGUCUGGGAGGUUGGGUUCCAGGUGAUACCUCCUGUUAUGAUGGCCAUAUUGGUGCUUUAUGUGAAUAAUGUGACAUCUAUGGAAUCAGAGGACCCCAAUAUUCAGUUAGUAAGAAAUAUACUUGCGGAGCUUGUUAAGAUACCAUUCAGUCCAACAUUCUCAUCAUAAUUGCCAUUUCGAUCUUCACUCUAGUCACAAUGAUUAUGUCAGUUAAAGGGAACUAUGAAUUUAUUGAGAACUUAAUACACCAGUAAGUUUUGUAAUCCAUUGGAGCCAGAAUUAAUAUAUAACAAAGUAUAUCAGUAUUUAUCAAUUAGAUAAUGCAUCCAUCAUUAUGAAGUAAUUAACCAAUUAUUUAUAAAUCAUUGCAUCUUUAACUACAUUUAGAAUUUCCAUACCUGCUGCUUUUGUUUCGUCAAUGGAGGUAUUGGGAAAUCCAACUCAAUCAAUGGCCUACUCUCUUGAUUGCUUUUUAGUGACGUUUGCAACUAUGGAUUUAUUGUACUUCAGAAUGGCUUGGGCAUUAUUAAUGCCACUAUUCUAUAUGAUUGUAUUCUUUUUUGGCUAUUUUUCUGUUGUAUUAAUGAGAAUUGCUCCAUUUAAAAUUGGAAUCAUUUACACUACAUUUAUUUACAUGUUCAUCUAUUUGUAGCCUACUUUAGUUGGAGGGUUCAUCUCAUUAUUGAGUUCGAGAACUGUCAGUGGAAUAGAAUGGGUCUAGAGCAAUGUCAGCUAUUAAUAUUAUACUGAGAUGCAUCAAUAUUACAUUUAUAUCUUUAUUGGUCCCAAUUUGUUGGUCUGGAGUCUUCUAUUACCAUUUAUAUUUAUGCAUUUUAUCAGAAGAAAUAAGCACUAAUUGGAGAAUAUGGAAGUACGAAAGAGAUGGGGUUUCUUCUAUCACGAAUAUACAAAUUAAGCAUAUUUAUGGGAAUUUGUAAAAAUCUUUGAGAAGGAACUUGUGAUAAUUUCUUUGACGUUCUAUGAAAACAAAAUUGUUAUUAAGGGAUUGAUGAUAUUUCUAAUAGUAUUUUUAUAUGGGGCAUUUUCAUUCACUUUUAUACCUUACAAAUAAAAGAAGUUGAAUUUUAUAGAUUAGAUGUCGACAGCUGCUUGUUCUUGUUCUCUUUGUUUAGGUGUUCUCAUCUAUGCCAGCAUGAAUGAAAAUUUAGAUUAUUUAUAAUACAUUAUGUUCUUAAUCAUAAUUAUUAUCAAUGCUUGUUUGAUCGCUUUGAUUCUCUUUCAUUUACUUGAAGGCUACAUUAAUAAAUUUGAUGAUAAACUAGACAUUGUAAGGAACAAAAUUAAAUUGAAAUUUCCAAAUAUUGAUUUCUAAUACCCUUGUCUAAAAAAACUAUUAAUAAAUAAGAAGGAUAUGAAAGAGAAAGUGAUUAAUUAUUGGGCAAUCCUGAGGUAUGAGACUAGAGAAGGUAUAAAAAGAAGAAGAAAUGAUAAAAAUGCACUUCUAAUAAUCUAAAGAACAAAGAAAUCUGGCUAGCUAUCAUAAGAUUUAUCUGAAAAGGAUAUAGAUAUUAAACAAGGAAAUUCAUUAGAUCAACAAGUAGAAUUGAAGAGCCCAGACAUAGAUAAUAACGAAGACAUUAAGUUACUCAAAAGACCAAGUUCGAAUUAUUAAGGAUUAAUGAUUUAACAAUAACACUCUUUGGAUUCAUCUCAAGUUCAUUUAGGGAAAAUAUUUCCAGAAACUUAUUCUGAUAUCCCCACUACUCGAAAACUAGAAAAUAGAUAAGAGAAAAUAUUAUUGAAGAAGCCAAUAUGA